UCGAUCAGGACAUCUACCGAUUUUUUUAGUUAUAUACAAAGGCCAAGGCUCUUCGGAAUCGUACAGAAACAGAGAAAGACUAAAAAUGGAGAUCUUGCUCUGCUUCUUCUUGGUUUUGCUUCUUACUCUUGUAUCAUCAAUCUUUCUUAAGAAGACUAAAAACUCAAAGUUCAAACUUCCUCCUAGCCCUUCAAGUCUUCCAAUCAUUGGAAACUUACACCAUCUUGCAGGAUUACCUCACAGAUGUUUUCAUAACCUCUCCAUCAAGUACGGACCAGUGAUGCUUCUCCGUCUCGGGUCUGUUCCUGUGGUUUUGAUCUCAUCGAGUGAAGCAGCUGAAGCAGUCCUCAAAACUCAUGAUUUGGAAUGUUGCAGCCGACCAAAGACUGUAGGGACCGGAAAGCUCUCUUACGGUUUCAAAGACAUAACCUUCUCUCAAUACGGUGCGUAUUGGCGUGAAAUGCGAAAACUCGCGGUGAUUGAGCUUUUCAGCCUUAAGAAGGUUCAAUCAUUUAGGUGUAUAAGAGAGGAUGAAGUCGGAUUUGUGGUGAAGAAAGUGUCUGAAGCAGCUUUGACACAAUCUCCCGUAGAUUUAAGCAAAACCUUUUUCUCCCUCACCGCAAGCAUCAUUUGUAGAGUGGCUUUAGGACAGAACUUCCACGAGAGCGCCUUCUUUAUCGAUCAAGAAAAGAUUGAAGAGCUUGUUACCGAAGCAGUGGACGCUCUAGGGGCUUUCACUUUCUCUGACUUCUUCCCUGGUGUGCUUGGGAGAUUCUUAGACUUGUUGUUUCAAAGACACAAGAGGAUCAACAAAGUGUUUGGGGAGCUUGAUGCUUUUUAUCAGCAUGUGAUUGGUGAUCACUUGAAGCCAGAAGGAAGGAAAGAUCCUGAUAUUGUUUCCAUGAUGUUGGAUAUGAUCGAUGAACAAGGAAGUGAAGAUUCUUUCAAACUCAAUAUGAAUAAUGUCAAGGCAAUCCUCAUGGAUGUAUUUCUCGCGGGGAUAGAUACAAGCGCUGUAACAAUGAUUUGGGCAAUGGCAGAACUCGUUAACAACCCUAGAGUAAUGAAGAAAGCUCAGGAAAAUAUUCGAACCACCCUUGGAGUCAAUAGGGAAAGAAUCACUGAAGAUGAUCUAGGCAAAGUUGAUUACUUGAAGCUCAUAAUCAAGGAAACAUUUAGACUACAUCCGGCACUUCCGUUUAUAAUCCCAAGAGAAACAAUGUCCCAUGUCAAGAUCCAAGGCUAUGAUAUUCCCGCGAAAACGCAAAUUCAAAUUAACGUAUGGACCAUAGGACGUGACCCCGAGCGCUGGACCGACCCUGAUGAUUUCAAACCUGAACGAUUUACCGAUAGUUCUGUAGAUUUCAGAGGACAACAUUUUGAUCUGUUACCAUUUGGUUCUGGUCGAAGGAUGUGUCCCGCGAUGCCAAUGGGGGUUGCUAACGUGGAGCUAACAUUGAUGAAUUUGCUUUACUUUUUCGAUUGGGGAUUGCCUGAUGGGAUGAAAGUUGGAGAGCUUGAUAUGGAAGAAGCUGGGAAUAUCUCCAUUGUCAAGAAAGUACCUCUUCAACUUGUUCCUGUUAGACGUUAUUGAUGUGGAGUACUCCAAAAAAGUGUGAUACGAUGGAAAGUUUUUUUUUCUCCUUUUUUUCGGUAAGAAUGUUAAGAAUACUACGAAAAGUUCAUGAUAAGGACCCGUAAGACUUUUUUACCGAUUGUACUUUUUUUUCUUUAAACUUUUUGUACAGAUUGUUGCGUUAUAAAAAUUGAUGUUUGGUCAAUAAUAUAUCCAGGUGUUCCAAAGAAAAAAUCAAUAAUGUAUCAAGAAAUAAUAAAGUUUGUUCGUCUGA
Molecule: messenger RNA, 1850 nt
Organism: Raphanus sativus (radish)
Lineage: Eukaryota; Viridiplantae; Streptophyta; Magnoliopsida; Brassicales; Brassicaceae
Product: cytochrome P450 71B2-like
Exons: 2
Coding region: 86-1594 (502 amino acids)
Molecular function (GO): iron ion binding; monooxygenase activity; oxidoreductase activity, acting on paired donors, with incorporation or reduction of molecular oxygen
Source: RefSeq, a predicted model, not a curated record